AUGACUUCCGUGGGGUUCCCUUGUGACAUGAACACAAGUUCUUCACUCACCUUUUUGGCGAACUUUUAUUUCCACACCAAAAAUGGUGUGGAUAAAAAUGUAAGAACGACUGACCGCUCACGGAUGGAGUUUUGGGUGCAGCGGCUGCCCACCGUAAUUCUUCAAGAAAUUUUCAUGGAAGUUAUUAGAAGUGAUGGAUUUUGUUUUGCGUGGGUGGGUAUACUUUCCAGCGUGUGUCGGUCGUGGUAUUGUGCGUGUCAACAUCCCGUCAUGUGGGCAUUUAUGGCUAAAAAGGUGUUUGUGGCAUAUCCGCUUGUGCUGCGGGCGCAAGCCGUUCCCGAAGACAAAACAAACCUGCGAAUGCGAAGUGUUUCGAAUCCCAUUAUUGAUGAUGCUGAUGAUUUUGGCACUGUUUCAAAUUCUCGCGAUGCAAUGGAACUGCCAACUCUAAUGACCAACCAGUCUUUGCGUCGGGCCAUAGAAGAUGUGAGGCUUUUCGACGAGAGACGAAGUUAUCAUACUUAUGUUAGACAAAUACGUGUGCUUGUGCUGGGAAUGAUGCUGUCAGGCACACUUUUGCUCUUCUCCAUGUUUCUAUUCGUCACAGUUUGCGUCCUUGAGGGAAUCAAAUUGGGGGGAGUAUUCACAACUUAUGCCGCACUCUCUUUCUUGUGGGCAACGUACUGGGGUAUUUUUACCAUCAUCAUUGCAAACAUUGUGAUGGAAGCGCACUUUGAACCCACCCCACUCUUUCCGCGUCUGCGAAAGAAUAAGCCGUUGAUACUUACUUCAACUGCUAUACUGCUGAUAGGCCUCUUCACUUUAGUUCUCCCAACCUUGUUGGUGCACAUCAAUUUAACCCGUGAGGAAAAGUUCAGUUGGAUGUGGUGUGGGGCCACGCCGCUCCUUUUCCUCCUCAGUUGGCAAUUGUACGUCGUUUUGUCUUGCUUCUCUCCUAGCAAAUGGGGUGAAUUGUUAAGAUCACCGCAUGUAGUUCUCAGACCUAUGAAAGUGGUCAUGUCGCUCAUUUUGAAUAUCCCUCAUGCGUUCCCAUUUUGCUGCGCUGUGGCUUUAUAUUCUCUUCUGCAAUACAUUCAAUAUGGCGGUCGUACAUAUUUGCUUGUUGCUGUAUUUCCUCUGCUUGCUAGUCUUCCCAUUCUUUCUACGUUAUUGCUACUCGAUUUCUACAUGAAGCGCCAAAUGCGAGAUCUAUUGACCGGAGUUUCUCUUCUCCUCGCAUCAAUUUUCCCCCUUUCGUUGUUUUGGACGGAUUUUCGUGGAUUUUCUCUUCUACCACUGGCGGCUGCUUCUCUUCUUUUGUUUAUCACACAUUUCCGGCAGGUGGCGCAGCAGUCGAUGUUGGAACUUGUAGAGGAGAUCCAGCGAAACCGAAGGCCCGCGAGGUGGCGGCGCAGUCACUCUGUGCGAAUGUAG
Molecule: messenger RNA, 1434 nt
Organism: Trypanosoma brucei brucei TREU927
Lineage: Eukaryota; Euglenozoa; Kinetoplastea; Trypanosomatida; Trypanosomatidae
Exons: 1
Coding region: 1-1434 (477 amino acids)
Source: RefSeq, a predicted model, not a curated record